AUGGAUUUCCCAGUCUCCCUGGACUCCUACCAGCGAGUACGUCUUCCCAGCAGUCUCUCCUUCCUCACUCACCUCCUCCUCCUGCUUCAGCCCGGGGAGAUGCACUCAGAGGAGGUCAGAGUGGUAGGCCAUGGGGAACCCAUUCUGGCACACGUCGGGGAUGAGGUGGAAUUCUCGUGCCAUCUGUCGCCGUACCGGGACGCCGAGCACAUGGAGAUCCGCUGGUUCCGGAGCCAGGCCUCAGACGUGGUGCACCUGUACCGGGAACGGCAGGAGUUCUAUGGACAGCAGAUGGCGCAGUUCCAGAACAGGACCAAACUUGUCACGGACGAGAUCGCUGAUGGCAGCGUGACCCUGAGGCUCCACCCCGUGGUCCCCGACGACGAGGGUCCAUACGGGUGCCGCUUCCUCUCCAGCGACUUCACUGGGGAAGCAGUCUGGGAGCUGGAGGUGGCAGGGCUGGGCUCGGACCCUCACAUCUCCCUUGAGGGCUUCAAGCAGGGAGGCAUUCAACUAAGGUGCAGCUCCAGUGGCUGGUACCCCAAGCCACAGUCUCAGUGGAGAGACCGUCAGGGACGAUGCCUGCCUCCAGAGACUGAAGUCAUCGUCAAGGAUGCCCAAGGCCUGUUCAGUCUGGAAACCUCUGUGGUCGUCCAAGGGGGGGCCCACAGCAACGUGUCCUGCUCCAUCCAGAACCCCCUCCUGGGCCAGAAGAAAGAGUUCGUGGUCCAGAUAGCAGACGUAUUUUUACCCGGAACCUCUCCCUGGAAGAGAGCUUUCCUCGGGACUCUGAUGGGACCGCUGAUCCUCCUGGCUCUCCUCCCGACGCUGGCGCUGUACUUCUUCCGGAAGCAACGGAGGUCCCAAGAAAAGCUGAAGAAGCAGGCGGAGAAGGACAAAGGGAAACUCACAGAAGAGCUGGGGAAACUUCAAGCGGAGCUGGACUGGAGAAGGGCUGAAGGCCAGGCUGAGUGGAGAGCAGCCCAACAACAUGCAGUGGAUGUGACCCUGGAUCCUGGCUCCGCCCACCCCAGCCUGGAGGUCUCCGAGGAUGGCAAGAGCGUGUCCUCCCGCAGGAUGGCGCCAGACUCAGCGGCCGCUGACCCGCAGCGGUUCUCCGAGCAGAUGUGCGUUCUAAGCCGGGAGCGCUUCUCCACGGGCCGCCACUACUGGGAGGUGCACGUGGGCCGCCGCAGCCGCUGGUUCCUAGGGGCGUGCCUGGCAGCGGUGCCGCGCGCAGGGCAGGCGCGCCUGAGCCCGGCGGGUGGCUACUGGGUGAUGGGGCUGUGGAACGGCUGCGAGUACUUCGUGCUGGACCCGCACCGCGUCGCGCUCACCAUGCGCGUGCCACCCCGGUGCGUGGGCAUCUUUCUGGACUGCGAGGCGGGAAAGCUGUCCUUCUUCAAUGUAUCCAAUGGCUCCCACAUCUUCACCUUCACGGACACCUUCUCUGGGACACUCUGCGCGUAUUUCAGGCCUAGAGCCCAUGACGGCAGCGAACACCCAGAUCCACUUACCAUCUGCCCAUUGCCAGUUAGAGAGAAACGCGUCCCCGAAGAGGAGGACAAUGACACCUGGUUACAACCCUAUGAGCCCUCGGACCCCGCCCUGGCCAUGUGA
Messenger RNA from Mesoplodon densirostris (Blainville's beaked whale), 1620 nucleotides. RefSeq names its product butyrophilin like 9 (gene BTNL9). Gene Ontology annotation, molecular function: signaling receptor binding. The record is from RefSeq and is a predicted model, not a curated record. The coding region runs from base 1 to 1620 and encodes 539 amino acids. Gene Ontology annotation, cellular component: external side of plasma membrane. NCBI's taxonomy places the organism in Eukaryota, Metazoa, Chordata, Mammalia, Artiodactyla, Ziphiidae. The transcript is spliced from 10 exons. Gene Ontology annotation, biological process: regulation of cytokine production; T cell receptor signaling pathway.